Messenger RNA from Yamadazyma jaroonii, 807 nucleotides. The record is from the annotation of a GenBank genome assembly. Lineage: Eukaryota; Fungi; Ascomycota; Pichiomycetes; Serinales; Debaryomycetaceae.
AUGAAGUUUUCUACCUGUUUAUUAAGUUUAUUAGCUUUAUCUCAAGCUUCACCAAUCAGUGACAUUAAAUUUAAAGAAACUGUGGCUAAAAGAAAUGUUUAUAAUAGUUUGAAUAAUAUCUUCUCUGAUUUACCUGAAUUAGUAAAGAAAGAAUAUGAAGAACUUGAUUUGAACGAACUUUCAGAAAGAGAUGUUUUGGAACCAAGAUGGUUUAGUAAACAUAAUGAUCAUGAUAAAUGGUGGGACUGGUUCCCAUGGGGUGGUCAUAAGAAUCAUACAUUCCCUGGAAAUUUCACUUGGCCCCAUCAUCCUGAUAAACCCGAUAAGCCUCAUAAACCCGGUAAGCCUGGGAAACAUUCUGGCUCCCAAGGUAAAGGAGGACAUCAUUUCAAGAGAGAUGCUUCCUUGGGUGCUUUAGAUGAAAUUGAUGAAGUUAUAGAAGAUUUACAAUUGAGAUUAAGAUCAAUCGAAGGUUUAGAUAAGAAAGACGAUUGGAAAAUCAUUCCAUUCAAUUCAUUUUCCAUUACUAAAUUGUUCAGUGAUAAUCAUGUUGCCAUGAUGGAACAUCUUGAUAGAUUUGAAGAUUCCCUUUAUACCAAUAAUAUAGACAAAGGUUUGGUUAAAUCAGAUAUCAGCGAGUUAAUAGAUGAAUUAUCAGUCAAGUUGAAUAAUUUAGUUAUGCAAGCCAAAAAAGAAGGUAGCGACAGUCAACUUGAAAAAGUCAACCAAUUGUUAAAUGAUUCCAAAGCCUUGAUUGAAGAAAAAUUAUCAGGUAUCAAAUCAAAGUUAAGUAAUAACGAAUAUUAA